AUGCGAGAAGAAUCUCAACGAUUUCAACUGGCUAAUUGGAUCAAAUAUGGAAAAUGGGAGGAAUCAAUUGGAGAGCUUCAACGAGCCCGUUCCGUUUUUGAGAGAGCACUCGAUGUCGACCAUAGAUCGAUCACGAUUUGGCUUCAGUAUGCGGAAAUGGAGAUGAGAACAAAACAGUUGAAUCAUGCUCGGAACAUCUUUGAUCGUUGUAUUACCAUCUUGCCUCGUGUCAUGCAAUUUUGGUUGAAGUAUACCUAUAUGGAGGAAUUGGUUGGAAAUGUUCCCGGAGCAAGACAGGUCUUUGAACGAUGGAUGGAGUGGGAACCCACCGAACAGGCCUGGAACACCUAUAUCAACUUUGAAUUACGAUACAAAGAGAUCGAUCGUGCUAGGUCAAUCUAUCAGCGAUUUCUCCAUGUACAUGGAACUGAUCCAAAAAAUUGGAUCAAGUAUGCCCGUUUUGAAGAACGCCAUGGUUUUUACGGAAACUCGAGAGCGGCCUAUGAGCGUGCCAUGGAAUAUUUUGGUGAAGACAACAUUGACGAACAUCUACUCGUUUCUUUUGCCUUAUUUGAGGAACGGCAAAAAGAACACGAAAGGGCUCGAAUUAUUUACAAGCAUGGGUUAGACCGACUUCCAGCAGAGAAACAAAAAGAAAUAUACAAAUACUACACUCAGCAUGAGAAGAAAUUUGGAGAGCGACGAGGAAUUGAGGACGUUAUCUUGAGCAAACGCAAAGCUCAAUAUGAAGAGCAAGUGCAAGAAAAUGGCUAUAAUUAUGAUGCUUGGUUCGAUUAUCUUCGACUUUUGGAGAAUGAAGGAGCUGAUAGGGAAACUGUUGAAGACGCAUACGAGCAGGCAAUUGCAAAUCUUCCUCCUAGAAAAAGGCCAUUGGAGACGAUACAUACAUCUUUGAAUCAAUUAUGCUCUGUUGUCUUUUUG
Molecule: messenger RNA, 942 nt
Organism: Mesorhabditis belari
Lineage: Eukaryota; Metazoa; Nematoda; Chromadorea; Rhabditida; Rhabditidae
Source: the annotation of a GenBank genome assembly